Messenger RNA from Penicillium riverlandense, 435 nucleotides. RefSeq names its product SRPBCC domain-containing protein. The record is from RefSeq and is a predicted model, not a curated record. Lineage: Eukaryota; Fungi; Ascomycota; Eurotiomycetes; Eurotiales; Aspergillaceae. Bases 1 to 435 code for a protein of 144 amino acids. The transcript is spliced from 3 exons.
AUGAUCGAAAGCCAGAUUGAAAUUACUGCACCGCCCACGAAAGUGCGGGAAGUGCUCCUCAAUUUCUCAGCACAUCCAGAAUGGCACACGAAGUGGCUAAAGGAAGUCAAGCCCGAAGAUGACUCCAAAAUGGGACUUUCGCUUGUUCCGGGAGAUAAGGUACAUGUUAAUAUCGAAGGCAUGAAGUUUACCGCCGAAAUUACGGAAAAUUCCGAAAACCUAUUCCAAUGGCAAGGCCCUCCAGUCUUUACCAUUGCCGGUCUCCAUUCUUUUCACAUCGAACCGACCAACGAUGGGUCAUCUACUAUUUUCAAGCAGACGGAGGAACCCAAGGGAUUGAUGUCAUGGCUCUUGAGCCCUUACGUUCUAGGAAGAUUCCUAGCGGCUGAUUUUGCUGGCUUUAAUAAAGAUCUCAAGGAUCGGGCCGAGGCCUAA